AGACAUAUACCUCCUUUCAGGACAAGUUCUUCUUCUAUCUGUUAUCCAGUCCAGGUUGGAUACUGUACACUAUGAUGGUUUGGGAUUUUUGAAAUGACUUACCUAGAGCUUUUCUUCAUGGCCAUCAUGAACAUGGUCUGCUUUACUUGACUGUUCUUAUACACUUCACAGGAGACAGCAUUUUGAAUUAUUAUAUAUUAUCAAGACUACUUGAGGAAUAGAUGGAUGUCUGAAGGAAUCUUCAGAGUAUUCCAGACUAUCCUUCUAAUACUACUAGUAGUAUUCAUAUCACCGAUUCUACAGAUAACGUCUUUCACCCCUCCAUUAUUCUUUUCAUCUACCAUUAGGCAAACAAUAGAUGAAUCUUGGAUUCCCUCAUGUGGACCCGGAGAAAUUUCCCCUCAAAAUGGCGAUAUUGAGGAAUCUUCAAACCUGGCAGUAAGCCAAUACCUCCCGAUGCACUGUCUGCGAUACGUCAUAGUGUCCUGUGAGACGAUCUAUCUAGUAAUAAGCAAAGAGACUAUAGCGCAUCCCGGUCAGAUCAUGAUAGGCUCCUUCGUCCAAAAUGCAUCUUGGCGCGUCAAUCAUCUACUUUAUCCAUUGAAAAGAUCCGACUAUUUCCCACCAAGUUGAGAUAUAUAUAAAAAGAAAAAGUAAGAAGAAGAAAGCAAUCAAAUGCACCACCCCCUCAGCAGCAGAGUACCCCUCUAUAAGCGAGAUAUGGAAUGUCGGCCACGCCGGAACCCCGC
Messenger RNA from Penicilliopsis zonata CBS 506.65, 749 nucleotides. RefSeq lists its product as hypothetical. The coding region runs from base 226 to 633 and encodes 135 amino acids. NCBI's taxonomy places the organism in Eukaryota, Fungi, Ascomycota, Eurotiomycetes, Eurotiales, Aspergillaceae. The transcript has 3 exons. The record is from RefSeq and is a predicted model, not a curated record.